GUGUAUUGGGACCGGACCGUGUAUCCGGGAUAACGGGAAGAGAAUCUGGAAAAGUGCCGUUAGUAUUGGGUCCGUGUACCACUGACGAAGUCUACUCGCCUGAACUUUACUUUCUGGAAUUCUGCUGGUUUCCCAUGUCAUUAACUUCAAAAACUAGAAAUCCCGCCAUUCUUGUGCCGAUUUAAGCUCUCCGAAGACGGAAAAGGAACAAACACAGAGAUGGGUUUCGUCGCUCUGCUUAAGUUGGUCGCCAAAAUCAUUGAUCUUGCCUGGCCUCUAAUUACUCUAGUUUAUCCAAUAUAUUCUUCAAUUCUCGCAAUUGAGAGUAACUCCAACGCUGAGAACCAAAAAUGUCUCACUUACUGGGUUCUCUAUCCUCUUAUUAUUCUUUUCAACUCUGCAUCUCUGAAACUCAUUGAGUGGUUUCCAUUUUGGCCUUACCUGAAAUUGAUGGCUGCCUGCUGGUUGGUGCUACCCCAUUUCAAUGGUGCUGCUCGUGCAUAUAAACACAUUGUUAGACCCUGGUUCUUGAUGAAACCACAAAUAUUUUGCGACUGGUUUGUUAAGCGAAAAGAGGAUUUUGUUCCAAGUGGAUCAGAAGAUUUCCUAGUUGCAGCCGAGAGAUAUAUAAAAGAGAAUGGAUCUAAAGCAUUGUCAAAACUCAUAACCAGAAAGGCUAGCAAGUGCGAUAACAAAGGUUCAAGUCCAAGAACAGCUCAACAGCCACAUUUGCAAAAGAAAUGCCAAGAGGCUUGCAACAUGGAGCCUACUAUUGUUGAGAAAGUGACUGAAGCAGUGACAACCAUUGAUAACAAUGUGGCAGUGGCUUCAGAGGAGGUCAAGUGCAUGGAUCCCAGUUUUGCUUGGACAGAAAUGGUAGAACACACUGGAAAUCAAAUUCCUAUGUUAAAUGGCCCAAGGAUAGUGUCGACAGCAAAACAUUUUGGAAGUGAAACUCCCCAUUUCACUGGUCCACCAGAAACAGCAGAAUGUGUUGGAAGUCAAAUUCCUGUGUUAACUGGCUCAAAGAAAGCACAAAAGGAGUGGACUUGUGCACUCUGUCAGGUGAGCACUAAUAGUGAGUCAGAUCUACAAAGUCAUCUUCAUGGGGAAAAGCACAAGGCUAAGGAGGCAGAACUUGAAGCAAAUAAGAGAAUAACCAAAAACAAGGCUACCUCUAUUCCAAAACUGAAGAAUGACGGUCAGUCCAUGGUAGCACCAGACAGAGAUACUUUUAGUAAUGAACCAGAGCCUAAGGAUUUUGGUAGUCAAAUUCCUGUGUUAACUGGCUCAAAGAAAGUACAAGAGGUGUGGACUUGUACACUCAAUCAGGUGAGCGCUAGAAGCAAUACAGAUCUACAAAGUCAUCUUCAUGGAAAAAAUCACCAGGCCAAUGUGACAGAGCUUGAAGAAAAUAAGAGCAUAACUAAAAACAAGACUACCUGUAUUCCAAAACUGAAGAAUGCUGGUGAGUCCAUGGUAGCACCAAAGAUAGAUACAUUUAGUAAUGAGCCAGGGCCUCAGAAUGUUGGGAGUGAAAUUCCUCGGUUCACUGGUCCACCAGAAAUAGCAGAAUGUGUUGAAAGCUCAAAGAGAGCACAAGGCAAGUGGACUUGUACACUCUGUCGGGUGAAAGCUAGUAGUGAGAUAGAUCUACAAAGUCAUCUCCAUGGGCGAAAUCACAAGGCCAAGGUGUCACAACUUGAAGAAAAUAAAACCAUAACUAAAGACAAGACUGUCUAUCUUCCAAAACUGAAGAAUGCUGGUCAGUCCAUGGUAGCACCAAGUAGUGAAAUUCCUCGGUUCACUGGUCCACCAGAAAUAGCAGAAUGUGUUGAAAGCUCAAAGAAAGCACAAGGCAAGUGGACUUGUACACUCUGUUGGGUGAAAGCUAGUAGUGAGAUAGAUCUACAAAGUCAUCUCCGUGGGCGAAAUCACAAGGCCAWGGUGUCACAACUUGAAGAAAAUAAGAUMAUAACUAAAGACAAGRCUGUCUAUCUUCCAAAACUGAAGAAUGCUGGUCAGUCCAUGGUAGCACCAAGUAGUGAAAUUCCUCRGUUCACUGGUCCACCAGAAAUAGCAGAAUGUGUUGAAAGCUCAAAGAAAGCACAAGGAAAGUGGACUUGUACACUCUGUUGGGUGAAAGCUAGUAGUGAGAUAGAUCUACAAAGUCAUCUCCAUGGGCGAAAUCACAAGGCCAUGGUGUCACAACUUGAAGAAAAUAAGAUAAUAACUAAAGACAAGGCUGUCUAUCUUCCAAAACUGAAGAAUUCUGGUCAGUCCAUGGUAGCACCAAGUAGUGAUACUUUUAGUAAUGAACCAGGGCCUCAGAAUGUUGAUAAACAGGGUGAAAAGAUGGCGGAAGCCAAGGCUCAGAAGAAAAAUGAACCUUGGAUGAGAGAAUCUGCAUUAUGGUGCGAUACAUGCAAAAUACGGUGCCCUGGUGAGUCACAAAUGAUCUCCCAUCUUCUUGGCAAGAAACACAAGGCCAAGCUGAACGAACAGGCACAGUAAAAAUAGGUAGUGACCUCAUUGAAUCCACCACAGGAAGGUCAACAAUAACAGAUAUGUAUGUUGAAGUUAUGGAGGUUAGUUUUGAAAAAAUGAAUAUGAUGUACAAGGGUAAAUGAGGUGGAACAACUUGGGAGAGGAAUUAUCCUAGACAAAGUUGUGUAUCUGAAAGUGAAUAUUCUAUACUAGACAAAGUUAAGAGGUUAGACUUGGGUUUUUUUUUUUUUUAGAUUACUGGAAGUGAAUGUUCUAUACUCCUAUGGUGAUUUUUUCUGAUCC
Molecule: messenger RNA, 2790 nt
Organism: Nelumbo nucifera (sacred lotus)
Lineage: Eukaryota; Viridiplantae; Streptophyta; Magnoliopsida; Proteales; Nelumbonaceae
Molecular function (GO): zinc ion binding; nucleic acid binding
Source: RefSeq, a predicted model, not a curated record